UUAUGUCACUGUUCCUAACUUGACCGCGCUCUCGACCACGUCGUGUCUCCAUCCCCGGCUGCGGAGCGUCAGAGCGCUGGUCCUCCUCUGUGUCGGGAAGGCGUGUGGUAGGCUACACUGGCACGGAUUGACUAAACGCUGCUCCUGUGUUAUUUGCAGAAUCCAUCUCCCAGAAGCAUCCAGAGCUCCCCGGCUCAGAGGCAACAUGGGUUAGAAACAAGGCGAGCGACUUUGUGCACUUAAGCCAGAAUGAUGGAGGGGGAAACGGACUUGUUUUCACAGAGACAUCCUGAUAAAGACAGAGACUGAGUAGAGAUCGGGAAUCGCUGCCUCUCUGUCUCGUUUACCAUCUUUCUCCUUUGAUUAAGCUAUUUUUCCUGUUUUGUUUAGUUUUUUAUUUUGCCCCGCGUGUGUGCACAAUAGAGAUGCUUGCAGAACUGCUGUGCGGCGCCGUGGCUCUGGUCCUGUAUGUCAACACUCUGGACGCCGAUUUCUGCUACGAUGACAGCCGUGCAAUCAAGACCAAUCAGGACCUGCUGCCAGACACCCCCUGGACAAAUAUAUUUUAUGAUGACUUCUGGGGCACCUUACUCACACACAGUGGCAGCCAUAAGUCUUACCGGCCUCUCUGCACCCUCUCCUUUCGCCUCAACCAUGCUGUGGGUGGGCUGGAGCCCUGGGGUUACCACCUGGUUAAUGUGGCCUUCCACGGAGCUGUGACAGGCCUGUUUACGUUGCUGGCUCGCCUGCUGCUUGGAGGAGGCCUGUGGAGCCUGCUGGCUGGCCUGCUCUUUGCUUCACACCCCAUCCACACCGAGGCAGUGGCAGGCGUGGUGGGUCGCGCUGAUGAAGGUGCCGCCCUGUUCUUUCUGCUGUCCCUGCUGUGUUACAUACGUCACUGUAAGAUGCGGGGCCAUGCUAGGCCCUGGCAGCCAGCAGCCUGGUUCCUGGGCAGCCUGGGCUGCGCUGCCUGUAGCAUGCUGUGGAAGGAGCUCGGAGUGACCGUCCUUGCUUUGUCCGCCCUUUAUGAUGUCUGUGUUUUCCACAGGCUAAAACUGCGACAGGUUGUCAUGCUCCUCUAUAAGAGAACGAAUGUCCACCUGCUGCAGAACGUGUUUUUGCUGGCAGCCUGGGGAGCCAUCCUGUUAGCGUGCCGCUUCUACUGGAUGGGCAACAAACCCCCCAACUUCUCCAACUCUGACAACCCUGCGGCCGACUCCCCCUCACUCCUCACCAGGAUACUAACCUUCUUCUACCUACCUGCUAUCAACUUUUGGCUCCUGCUCUGCCCAGACACACUCAGCUUUGAUUGGUCAAUGGAUGCCAUGCCUUUGAUCAGGAACCUGGCUGAUUGGAGAAAUAUUCACACAGUUGUAUUCUACCUUGGAUUGCUGAUGUUGGCUUGGUUUGGCCUGUGUACAUACCACGGCAUGGCUAAGGGCAAGGACACCAAUGGCAAGGCACAUCAUUACACCAACGGCAGGAACGGCAGUAGUAAUGGACACAGUUACCAAUAUAAUGAUCAUGAGCAUAUGAACAAUUCCCACAUAGACGCUCAUACUAAUAGUGCACAAAAUGGUACCAAGAAGCACUGUGACAGCAGGACUCCACUGCCCACCACUGAAAAUAUUGUAGUGUUCUCUCUAGGCCUGUUGGCUAUCCCUUUCCUACCUGCCAGUAAUUUGUUUUUCUAUGUGGGGUUUGUGAUAGCAGAGCGAGUACUAUACAUCCCCAGCAUGGGCUUUUGCCUGCUGGUAGCAGUAGGGAUGAGGUCCCUCUAUGUCCGACUGCAGCGUGGGUCCUUCAGGACAAUGUUGGUGUACUGUAGCGCAGCCCUGAUUCUUCUUUUUGGUGUCAAAACUGUUUUGAGAAACCGGGACUGGCAGAAUGAGGAGAUGCUCUACAAAUCAGGGAUUUAUGUCAAUCCUGCUAAAGCAUGGGGCAACCUUGGAAAUGUCCUGAAGAGCCAGGGAAAGAUGGAUGAAGCAGAACAGGCCUACAGAAAUGCCCUCUAUUAUCGCAGCAACAUGGCUGAUAUGCUGUAUAACCUCGGUUUGCUGCUACAGGAGAACAACAAGUUCUCAGAGGCACUCCACUACUAUAAGCUGGCCAUUGGGAGCCGGCCAACUCUAGCUUCGGCUUACUUGAACACAGGCAUCAUCCUGAUGAACCAGGGUCGCCUAGAUGAAGCAAAACGCACAUUCCUGACCUGCGCUGAUAUCCCAGAUGAGAACCUGAAGGACCCCCAUGCCCAUAAGAGCUCAGUCACUAGUUGCUUAUACAACCUGGGCAAGUUGCUCCAUGAGCAGGGAAACCAGGAGGAGGCCCUCUCUGUGUUUAAAGAAGCAAUAGAGAAAAUGCCAAGACAAUUUGCACCACAGAGCCUCUACAACAUGAUGGGAGAGGCCUACAUGAGACUGAACAAGCUAAGUGAAGCUGAACAAUGGUACAGAGAGUCCCUGCGAGCCAAGCCUGACCACAUUCCUGCACACCUCACCUAUGGCAAACUCCUGGCUAUGACUGGGCAGAAAACAGAAGCGGAGAGGUACUUCCUGAAGGCAAUCCAGCUCGAUCCCACAAAAGGCAACUGUUAUAUGCAUUAUGGUCAGUUUUUGUUGGAAGAGUCACGGCUGCUGGAAGCAGCAGAGAUGGCAGAGAAAGCCGCACGUCUCGACAGCAGGGAGUUUGAUGUGGUCUUCAGUGCAGCCCAUAUGCUCAGACAAGCCAGCCUAAAUGAGGCAGCCGAGAAGUAUUACGGACAAGCAGCGAAUCUGAGACCCAAUUAUCCUGCAGCUCUCAUGAACCUGGGGGCGAUCCUCCACCUCAACGGAAAACUGCAAGAAGCUGAAGCCAAUUACCUUCGAGCACUUCAACUGAAACCGGAUGACACCAUCACCCAGUCCAACUUGCGCAAGCUGUGGAACAUCAUGGAGAAACAGGGCCUGAGGACCUCAAGCCCCUGAGCUCACCCUGCCUGCCUACCUGCCAUCUGUACGCCAGACCUGGGGAAAGGACAGCCCACACGCCCUCAUUCGCUCUUCUCAUCUGGAAGAAAUGGAGGAGACUUGGGAGGAUGUUCAAUCAGAGGUGCCAUGACUGUGCCGCACAGAACUCCUAAUGACUCCUGAGCUCUGCAUAACAGCUUUCCUCAGAAGCUUUUCUCAGAGUCCAAACGCUGUGCUAAGCUCUUUAGAACAUUCCUUAAAGUGAGUGCUGUCACAAGAAACAUGUCCUUCCUUUUAUAACUAAAACACUUAGAGUACACUUAAAGAGAGACCGUAGGUACGUCUUUCAACAUUUGUCAUGAUUUUUUUUUUUAAUAAGCAAAUGUAGUUCAAUAGAGUGAAGUUUGUCCCCAAGCAGUGCAACAUCAAAGUUAAAAGAGAAUCUCUGUACUGCACAGAGGAUAUUAAACAUUUAAUAAAGGUCUUGGUUUGAUCAGAUAUUCCAUCUUGAUAAUGAAGAAGACGAAGUGAUAUGAAAUACUGGACGCCAUCCAACAUCUCCAAAUUAAUCGCAUGAAUGAAGUUUAUAUCACUAAUCUCCAGUCUGUGUAGUUUUCUAUUUUUCUUUGUAACCUCAAUCGGCCACUUUGUUUUGCUCAUGAGAUUACACACACUUCAUAAGGAGAAGUGAGAAGGUUAUUGCAAACCAUUUGUAGCACAUGUCCUGACAUUUGGUAAAAACUUGAAAAAAGGGAAUUACACUUUUCAGCCAUUACAGCACAAGAAUGGCCUCUAACAGCUCCGCAAAGUGUGAACCUCGCCAAAAACAGUAAAACUCAAAAAGCAAAGUGAGUGGGGCCCUUUUAACAGUGUAAUGCCUUAUAAUAAAAGGUGUGAAUCUUAUUUACAUGUAGCUGUGUACAGUAGCAUGCAGGUGGCAUUUUUACCACUUGGUAAGAAGCCAGGUCACCACGGUAGUUAGUCAACAACAGCAAAAAGCUAUCGAUUGAAAUAUUAAGCAACCUUCCCAUGGAAGUCACAGACAACGAAGCAGCAGGUACAGUAGAAACAGAUGGAGUUCUUCUAACCAAAUACAAACACUAAACUGAUGCACACCUUUUUAUCAUGGAACAAUGCAUAGAUAUAGCAUGACUGAGGGAAAUGUUUUAAUGCCUAUAUUUGUGUUGGAAUAAAAACUAAUUUCAUUGUUUGUGUACUGUAAAUGAAUCCUAAUAUAUACCUAGGUACAUUAUUUGUUUUAUACAGAAAAUUAUGCAGCAAAAAAGAAGCCAGAUUUACAAUGGAAGCUCAG
Monopterus albus (swamp eel) is the source of this 4257-nucleotide messenger RNA. RefSeq names its product transmembrane O-mannosyltransferase targeting cadherins 2b (gene tmtc2b). Gene Ontology annotation, biological process: protein O-linked glycosylation via mannose. Gene Ontology annotation, molecular function: protein binding; mannosyltransferase activity. Lineage: Eukaryota; Metazoa; Chordata; Actinopteri; Synbranchiformes; Synbranchidae. The transcript has 12 exons. Bases 426 to 2963 code for a protein of 845 amino acids. The record is from RefSeq and is a predicted model, not a curated record. Gene Ontology annotation, cellular component: endoplasmic reticulum membrane.